AUGAAAAUAUGUUCUAUUUUCAGAUCUGGGCAUUUUUUAUUUCUGCUUUGUCUUUUCACUGUGGAAGGCAAAAAGUCACCUACAGGAAAGCAUACCUGCCGAAAAGAACUCCUCUCCCAGGUGACAGAGAACCUGUAUAUCAAGGCAACUAGUUUAAAAUCAUCUGUUCCUAAGGAUCUCAUCAAGACCACAAGACUGCUUAAAAAGUCUACGAAAAUGCUGUUUAUGACAAACUGCAGUGUUCGAGAUCAGCUCCUCUCCUUCUAUGUGAAAAACGUUUUCAGUCGUCUUGAGGUAGGAAGAGACAAGUUGAACAUUAUUAGUGCCUUCCAGGUCCUGCAAGUGAACAUGGAUGCCUGUCUUCCAUGUGCUCCAUCCACAAGGUUAACUUCUGCAGUCAAAAAAUUAAGGAGAAUGUUUUUUAAGCUCGGAGAUAAGGGAAUCUACAAGGCCAUACAUGAGCUGGACAUUCUCCUUCCCUGGAUUCAGGCCUACAUACAAACCAUCGUAUGAAGAAUGAGGAGGUGACAGACAACAUGCUGCUGCUGUGCUAAAAACAGAUCCUUACCCAAAAGGCCUGAAAAUGAAUCAAGAGUCAGAUGUGUAAUGUAUCUGUCAGUAACUGCGUCCCAUGGAAGGAGAUUCUCUGUAACACAGCAGCAUAAAGAGGGAUUUUCAUGGAUUUUCACAGUUAGCCUGGCAUAGCAGCUAUGCCUGCUCUGCCUCUGGAGCAGCUACAGCAUGCUGCUGUCCUUCUCAUCCUGCCUGCCUGCCUACCAGCUGCCACACAGGCAGCGCCCGAACACAUCACGCCAGCUUAAGUUAGAACCUGCUACCCUAAGGAUCAGGCACA
Molecule: messenger RNA, 853 nt
Organism: Pseudopipra pipra
Lineage: Eukaryota; Metazoa; Chordata; Aves; Passeriformes; Pipridae
Gene: IL26
Product: interleukin 26
Exons: 5
Coding region: 1-513 (170 amino acids)
Source: RefSeq, a predicted model, not a curated record